This is a messenger RNA of Colletotrichum karsti, 2073 nucleotides long. Its product is annotated as RNA exonuclease. Lineage: Eukaryota; Fungi; Ascomycota; Sordariomycetes; Glomerellales; Glomerellaceae. Gene Ontology annotation, cellular component: nucleus. The transcript has a single exon. The record is from RefSeq and is a predicted model, not a curated record. The coding region runs from base 1 to 2073 and encodes 690 amino acids. Gene Ontology annotation, molecular function: exonuclease activity; nucleic acid binding.
AUGGGUUCAGACUCCGUCACCCAACCGACCGACGCGGCAAUGGACGCAGCGACCGACAACCAGACACAGAGUGGCGAGGUCGAGGUUCGUGAGAGCUCGUCGCAGACUCAGAGCAGUGGAAGUCUUAAAAGAUCUGCCCCGGAUGACGACGACGAUGAUGGAGGUUGGCAGAAGGUGGAACGAUCGAACAAGAAGCGCAAGAAGGUCCCUCGCGAAGGCUCAAACAACUAUCCCGCCAUCACCUUCUCGCCGAGCGCCAAGAUCUUCAGCAAGAUCAACCUCGCGAUGUUGCGCGACCUGAUCCUAUACAUCUUCGCGGACGGUACUGGGCCCAAUUGGGUUUCGGUCUCCCACAGGCCAAACUUUCGAAAGAUUGUCGUUCUGAUGAUACCCGGACUUGAGGAAGCCAUGUUCAAGGCGGCAGUGAACUUUGACAAAUACAAACCGGGCCCGGAUAGCACCCAGGACCGGGUGGAGUCAACGCCUGACGACUACUAUCCUCGGCAGCUCGCCGCCGAAACACUGCCACCUGCGCUUCAAGGAUUCGCCAACAUGUUUCCUCACCUGUGGCCAGUCAAGGCUCCUGGAGACGACAAAUACAUGAAACUUCAUUCGCCCCUGGGCACGUUCUUGACAGCGCCGAUGCCGAAAAACAAGGACGACAGGAAAGGACCCAAGCCGGCGAGGGAGCCCAAUGGAUGGAAGAACGAGCGAACUCCGAUCACCGAGUUUCUGGCCUCACUCGAAGAACUGGAAGUCGCCGGCCACCUGAUUCAUCCAGCUCUCAUCGAGAACGAAGAAAGAAGAGCGGAAACCAAGAUUCCGGAGGGGUGGGUGGUCUCAAAAGUCGACAAGCUCGAGGACGGCGACGUUCCCGAGGCUGAGAUUGAGCAAGGCAGUGUUACGGCUGGCCGAGAGUGCUUGGCGCUGGACUGCGAGAUGUGCAUGACGGGAGAGAGCGAAUACUCUCUUACGCGCAUCAGUAUCAUCUCUUGGUCUGGAGAUCUAAUCAUGGACGAGUUGGUCAAGCCCGAGAAGCCCAUCAUCGACUACGUCACCCGCUUCUCUGGUAUCACAGAGGAGAUGCUGAAGCCUGUGACGACAACUCUGCAAGACAUUCAAAAGAAGCUGCUCGAGCUUGUCACGCCGCGAACCAUCCUUAUCGGACACUCGCUCGAGUCUGAUCUGAAGGCUCUUCGGUUUUCUCACCCUUUCAUCGUCGACACAUCACUCAUCUACCCUCAUCCCCGAGGACCUCCUCUCAAGUCAUCGCUCAAGUGGUUGACCCAAAAAUACAUCAAUCGCGAAAUCCAGAAGGGUGGUGCUAACGGACACAACCCAAUUGAGGAUGCUCGUGCAUGCCUUGACCUAGUCAGACAGAAAUGUGAGAAGGGCAAGCUUUGGGGCGCCUCUGAUUCUCAGGGUGAGAACCUGUUCCGUCGGCUGGCGAGGGCUGGAACAGCAUACAAGGCGCAAGGCGGCAACACAGGAGGCGAAGCUACCGGCAAGACAAGCGCAGCAGUCGAUUGGGGCGACCCGUCCAAGGGACCUGGUGGUGGAGCAACGCACAAGAUUGGCUGCAAGUCCGAUGCAGAUGUCGUCAAUGGUGUUAUCCGCGCCGUGAAGGGAGAUCCGGAUGGACUGGAAAUUCCUGGUGGUGGUGUUGAUUUCGUAUGGGGUCGCAUGCGAGAGCUGGAGGCGCUUCAGGGUUGGUGGAACAAAAACAGAGUCGAAAACGCCAGCAGCGAUGGUGGUCCGCCCGAUUCUACGGAAUUUGAUGCGCAAUUUGGCAAAUCACCUCUCGAGCAGUGCUUGGCCCGUCUCACCAAGCGCCUGCAAGAGAUCCACGACAGCCUGCCGCCUUGCACGGCUUUCAUCGUGUACUCGGGCUCCGGUGACCCACGCGAGAUGAGCAGGCUCCAGGCCAUGCAUUCUCAGUGGAAGCGGGAGUACAACACCCCUGGCAAGAAGUGGGAUCAAUUGUCUGUCAAGUGGACAGACGAAGAGGAGCAAGCUCUCCGACGCGCAGUCAAGAGAGCCAGGCAAAGCGUUGGUUUCAUUGGUGUGAAAUAA